Molecule: messenger RNA, 2639 nt
Organism: Photinus pyralis (common eastern firefly)
Lineage: Eukaryota; Metazoa; Arthropoda; Insecta; Coleoptera; Lampyridae
Gene: MAN1
Product: inner nuclear membrane protein Man1
Exons: 8
Coding region: 246-2432 (728 amino acids)
Biological process (GO): nuclear envelope organization; negative regulation of BMP signaling pathway
Cellular component (GO): nuclear inner membrane
Molecular function (GO): chromatin DNA binding
Source: RefSeq, a predicted model, not a curated record
AAGUAGAAUUUGUGUAGUAAUUUUUACGCUGUGCGGUUGGUACCAGGAUUAAGUAACGUCACUUCUAUUUAUGGCGCCUUCGGGACGCUUUUUCCUGAAGAAUUUUGUGGCGUUGAAAUAGCAACAAAAGUAAUAAAUAAAUAAAAGGCAUCGUGCGAAAGCGGUUUGCCGCCUUCUUUCCCCCAGCAAAUGCUAGUAGCCAGCCUAAUAUUCCAGCGCAAACCUUUCCUUUAAACCAAACCAAAAUGGUUGACAUCGAAAGUCUUUCCGAUGAACAACUUCGUACCAAGCUCAUCGAGCACGGUUUCCCGAUUAUGCCCAUAACCGGUACGACUCGCAAGUUGAUGCGGAAGAAGCUGAGGAUUCUGAUCGAGAGCAAAAAUGACGGGCGAAGGUCAUUGGGACGUUACUCGUCCGAAGAAGAGAGCGACGGCGACGUAAGCAGCACGAAGCGUUCGACACGACGUGCAACGAUGGGCGCACCAUCCGUUCGCUCGGUGAAACAGACCGAGCCGGAGGUUCGCAAGUCGACCACGCACACCACCACCACGACCACGAAACGUGUGCAGAAGACGUUCCAGGACGAAUUCGAUACGGGAUCCGAUUCGGAACCGGAAGUGAUCGAGGUCGACACCUCGUUCUCGCCGAUGUCCCAAAUGAACUUUCAGCAGUCGACGACGAAAUACUCGCGACCGCAGACCGUCACCUCCAGCUCGCACUUCUCCAACAGUUACUCGCCUUCUUUAGCCGACAGGCCGGUCUUGUCGAGCCGCUUCACCUCGCCGACCAGCGACGGCGCGCUCGACCGUCUCAAUCAGAUACGUUCCCGUCUAAGUUUGAGCGCGACCAGCUACGAGCAGCCGCCCGCCGCCGCCGAGGACGAAAAGGCCGAGACGCCGUUCUUGAGCAAUUUCACCAAGCGACUGUCGCAGUUGUCGACCGUGCCCAAGCCGGAGUACGACUAUAAAAAUGACAUUAUCAAGGAGCACGAUACGAACGGGGCCAGCGCGUACAUCCGCAGCUUGCAGGGAAGACAGUCGCGCUAUCGUGACGUCAAUCCUUCCUACUACUCUUCGUCGAACGCGGGCGGUCAAAGAAAUAAUCUAAUCUCAGUCGUUCUUCUCGCCGUGUUUUGUUUGUUUUUUGUUUGUGUUGCCGUUAUGUAUUAUGGCAUGCGUAAUGAUGGUGGUGUCGCCGUCGAACGACCCGGUUAUUUUAUACCGCGUUGCGGCGAAGGGGGCCCGGACGCCAAGCCCGGCCUCAAUUGCAUAAACGAUUCGGAUAUCGACGACGCCGUCAAUUUAAUGCGCUUCAUCAAGCCGGAACUGGUUAAGCGGGCCGUGAGUUAUGGUUGUAAAGAUGCAGUUGUUAAACCGUACCUAACCGAGGCCGAGGUGAUCAAUUUGCGGCAUACCGUUGACGAGAAUGACUACCCCUCCCUCGCGAAACAAAUGGAAAAUAUGGAAGUGCUCGCUUUCCGAAACGCGGAAUGGGGCAUCUCGAUGGUGCGCACGGACGCGGGCAACGACCUUUCCGAGGAGCACGUUUUCGAAGACAUGGACUCCGUGGCGGUGUACAAGAGGACCCACACCGUCGGACUCGCCGUGCUGAAUCCGGACCUGCCGCUGCGUUGCCGCGUUUAUAACAAAUUCUGCGCCCUCUUCAAUUCGGCCCUCGUACUCUUCGGCACGUUUCUCACGUUGUACCUGCUCAACGCGGGCUAUAAAUACGCGAGACAGUACCACAAACAGACUAAGGACGAGGUAUACGACAUGGUUCGGCGUAUCGUCGACGUGCUGGAAUCGAACGGCGACGGCGGCGAGGACUUCUUGGUCAUCAAUCACGUCCGCGACAUGAUCUUACCGAUCAAAAAUCGCAAAUCAAUGGAAAAGAUCUGGAAGCAGGCGGUCAAGUUCAUCAACGAGAACGAAUCCCGCGUCCGUACCGAGGUGCAGGUCGUACAGGGGGAGCCGUUCGAGGUCUGGCGCUGGCUGGGCAAUCCGAACCUGAACCUGAGCGCGUCGCCGCGCUCGAAAACCUGGCAGGGACAGGCCUUCGAGACGCAGGUCGGCUCCGUUAACAGUCUACCGUGCUCGCCGACACCGUGCCUCAAGGUGCGCGGGAUGAUGGACGACAGCAACGAUCGUAAUUCGCAGCUGAUCCGCGAGGCGGUCCUCGCCAAGUGCGCCCAUCAGUGCCGCAUCCUCCACUGCGGCGUCGACAGCGUCUCCAAGUGCGUCUACUUAAAGUGCGCCGAUCAGAACGACGCGGCGAUCGCCUACCGAAACCUACACGGAUGGUGGUAUUCUGGACAUCUCGUGACCGUAAAGUACUUGCGGCUCGAGAGGUACAUGCAAAGAUUUCCCGAUGCGAUGGUAAGCGGCCCCCCGUUUCUCAAGUCGCUCUCGCCGUCGACCGACUGGUCAAGCUAAACUGAACGCACUGUAUAAACACGUUUAUUUAUUUUUUAAGAUGUUGACUUCAAAUUGGACAUAGGCGUACUUUAUUGUAAAUUUUCAUACGUUAGAGUUUUAGAGUAGUCCGAAGGUGGUGUAAGUUGCAUUACGAGAAUUCGCAGUUUAGUUAUUUAUAAUGUUUUUUCCAUUUGUUUGUAGUAAAUGUAAACGAUAACAAAUUUA